This is a messenger RNA of Paramecium tetraurelia, 2370 nucleotides long. RefSeq lists its product as uncharacterized. Lineage: Eukaryota; Ciliophora; Oligohymenophorea; Peniculida; Parameciidae. Gene Ontology annotation, cellular component: cytoplasmic microtubule. Gene Ontology annotation, biological process: microtubule cytoskeleton organization. The transcript has 5 exons. The record is from RefSeq and is a predicted model, not a curated record. Gene Ontology annotation, molecular function: microtubule binding.
AUGUUAAACGAAUUAAUCCAGCUAUUUUGCAGCAAUGGGACUCAUUCCAGUGAGUUGUUUUACAAUGCGACGUUGCAAUUAAAUGAAUUCUUGGAUAAGAAGGAGAUAGUGCGCUGUUUUGCGAGAGUGUCAGAGAACCUUGGAGAUCAAUUGCCAAAUCUGAGGAAGGCAUCCCAUCAGCUUUUUCAGGCGUAUAUUCGUGCAAAUGAGAGUUUCGAUGCUGUCCUAUCGGCGAUGCUAAGCAGAGGACUGGUGCAUCCGAAUUGGUUGGUGAGAUAGAAGAAUGUGAAUUCGUUGCAGUCGUUGUUUUUGUCGGAGGGAUAGCACUUGGAGGCAGGCAGCGGAGUGGUCAAGAAUAUGGUGGAGAUGUUGUUAGAGAAGUUGUGUGAUUGUAAUUUAGCAGUUUGUAAGGCUACGGAAUAGACUCUGAUAUCCUUAAUAAGUUUGAAUUAAUAUAAGCAAUGUCAUGCUCAGUUGCCUAUGGGGGUUCAAUCUCAAGUGGAGCAUUUUGCAGAGCAGAUGAAGGAAACCAAUCAGAUAAGACACGAGUUGAGAUUGCGAGAGCCCACCUCCAAUGGAUUGCCAUUUGACAAGUUGGAAGACUUGAAGGAUACAUAGUGGUAGAUGAGAGCUGAGGCCAUACAAAGAAUAUAUGAGGAACUUUAAGAUGUGGUCUUGACUCCAUUGCAAGUGGAGGUCUUGUUUGAGCAUAUUGUAAAUUUAGUGAAUGAUCAUAACUUCAAUAUAGUGUUAACUACUCUAUAGAUUAUGCAAAGAUGUUUGUAGUUCAACAUAGUGAAGAGUAGCAACAUAGUUAAUAUAUACACUAAGCUAGGGGAUUCAAAGUCAGCAAUCAGAACUGCUGUCAGAUAAGUGUUGGUCAUGUAUUUGUAGAAAAUUGGGGAUGCUGAAUUACUGAUUCAAAUCUUGUAAUGGCCCAACAAGAAUUCUUUCUACAAAGAAGAGUUCUUGGAUCUCCUCAUUGACUUGGUCCAAAGAAAUAAGAUGCUGCUUUCACAAUACCUCGAGUUGGCCAUCAAAGAAGUGGCUCCUUUCCUCGAGGACCAGAAACAGAAACUGCGUUCUAAAGCCAUCGAAACCCUUACUCAGUUGGCCACAAUCAAUCAGCCUCUGACCAAGCGAGUGUUCUCACAACUCGGCAUCACUGAAGAUCUCUUCAACCAAAUCGAUGUCAGUACUGCCUCCUCCAACAAGUCCGAUCUCCCCCAAUUGCGAUUCAAAAAAGAACAAAGGGAACAGAGAGACCCAAAGGAACAAUACACUCAAUCUUUGCCUGAACCCAAGAAUCUGUAAUAAUUUGAUAUACCCAUCUUCCAAUCACAAUAACAAGGAUACGUGCCCACCAUCAUCUCCCAACCCUAAAAACAACAAAGGAGUGCCCAAAAACCAGAAUCUCACCCUCAAUCUUCCAGUGUCGAAUUCAGACACGUUCAACAACAACAGGAGUACAACCAACCUCCAGCCACUCAACAAAGCAAACCCUUCAGAAUAGUUAAAAAUCCCCAACAAGACAUCCCAGAUCAAGACACCGGUCUCACCUACACCAAACCCUUCCAAAGGAAACCCAAGACUGAAGCCGAUAAAACAUUCUAACCCAUCUAUUUGGAUUCCGUCCUCCCUUUGGAUCAACCUGAAUCUGUCCUAAAGACCCUAUUGAAUGAACUCAGAUACGACGAUUGGAUUAGAUAGUUUGAAGCCCUCAACAAUCUAAGAAGGUUGGCCAAACACAAUACUGAAUUACUCAAAAAAUCCAUUAAUUUUCCACAAAUUCUGCAAGAAAUGGUCAAACAAAUCGAAAACCUAAGGAGUGGAGUCUCCAAAAAUGCUUUGAUUUCUCUCUAGGAACUUAGUGAUAUCUACAAGAAAGACUUAGAUUGCAUUAUGGAUCAAGCACUUCAGAAACUCAUCAAAAAGGCUAUUGAUCUCAACGCAUUCAUAAGCGAUGAAGUCAGAAAAGCCACAAUUUCAUUACUGCAAAACUGUACCGAAUCCAAAUCUAUAUCUCUGAUAUCCCAAGUCUAUCAAAGCAAAUCCAUCGCAAUCAAAGUGAACAUCUGCUAUGCCUUGAAUAAUCUAUUGGAUCCCAAUAAGCAACAGUUCGAAAAGAUGCUGCAAAUCCUUUGCAUCUAUGUUUGUGACCAAAGCCAAGAAGUGAGACAAGUCGCCAAAGAAGGAUUGCUUAGUUUAAUGAGUUAAAUCGAUAAAAGGGAACUAGAAUCCCUGAUUAUCAAAUUGGCACCUGAUGGAGAAUGCAAGCGUAUAAUGACAAUCAUAAACGGUGAAUCUACCACCACUUCAGAAUUUAGAAAAUUUGGUGCUACAUUAAUAGAAGGAAGCCAGAACUACUGA